Messenger RNA from Symbiodinium pilosum, 384 nucleotides. The record is from the annotation of a GenBank genome assembly. NCBI's taxonomy places the organism in Eukaryota, Dinophyceae, Suessiales, Symbiodiniaceae.
AUGGCCGGCCAAGCCGAGAAAAAGCAGGCUAAGAAGGCGGAGUCAUCCAUCCAGUACUACCUUUAUGGCAUCAUUGCUGUGAAUGCCCUGUACUUCCUGGGCCGGGUGUUUAUGUUCUGGUCCUCCAUGGGGAAGUGGAACUUGUGCGGUAUGCUGCUCUUUACCGGAGUGUCUUACUUCACGUUUGGAGCCAUCAAGUCCUCCUUGGAAGUGGGAGCAAACUACGAGAUGUAUUUGGACCUCUUUCUCGUCAACUUGGCCACCCAAGCUCUAGUAACCUUUAGCGACUACGGUUGGCUCCUGUACCUCGCAGUCCCCGGCUAUGCGGGUUGGAAGAUUGUGAAGUUGGUCAUGGACUAUGCGCGCGCCUCACAAACUAAUUGA